Neomonachus schauinslandi (Hawaiian monk seal) is the source of this 2022-nucleotide messenger RNA. RefSeq names its product ZFP1 zinc finger protein (gene ZFP1). The transcript has 3 exons. The record is from RefSeq and is a predicted model, not a curated record. Bases 1 to 1218 code for a protein of 405 amino acids. NCBI's taxonomy places the organism in Eukaryota, Metazoa, Chordata, Mammalia, Carnivora, Phocidae. Gene Ontology annotation, biological process: regulation of transcription by RNA polymerase II. Gene Ontology annotation, molecular function: DNA-binding transcription factor activity; RNA polymerase II cis-regulatory region sequence-specific DNA binding.
AUGAACAAAUCCCAGGGAUCCGUUUCAUUCACGGAUGUGACCGUGGACUUCACUCAGGAGGAAUGGGAGCAGCUGGACCCCUCACAGAGGAUCCUGUACAUGGAUGUGAUGCUGGAGAAUUAUAGCAACUUACUGUCAGUGGAGGUGUGGAAGGCUGACGACCAGACGGAGAGGGACCACAGCAACCCAGAUGAGCAGGCGAGGCCAUUUAUCAUUUUUAAGAACCAAACCCCAAUUGAGGAGAGAGGUAAUCUCUUUGGAAAAACAUUUAAUCUCAGCACAGAUUUUGUUUCUUUAAGGCACGUACCCUAUAAAUAUGACUUAUAUGAAAAAACUUUGAAAUCGAAUUCAGACUUACUUAAUAAUAAUAGAAGCUACGUAAGAAAGAGAGCUGACGAGUGUAACGGAUUUGGAAAAGCACUCCUCUAUCUGAAGCAAGAGAAAACCCAUAAUGGAUUAGAAUACUCUGAAUAUAACAAAAGUGGAAAAGUCUUUAAAGAAGCCAUUUUUAAACAUCAGAAAAUUAGAAAUUUAGUACAACCUUUUAUUUGUAAUUACUGUGACAAAGCUUUCUCCUUUAAGUCACUCCUCAUUAGUCACAAGAGAAUACACACUGGAGAAAAACCUUAUGAAUGUAAUGUAUGUAAGAAAACCUUCUCCCAUAAAGCAAACCUCAUUAAACAUCAAAGAAUUCAUACGGGGGAGAAACCCUUUGAAUGUAUUGAAUGCGGAAAAGCUUUCACCCACCAGUCAAACCUCAUCGUACACCAGAGGGCACAUAUGGAGAAGAAGCCCUAUGAAUGCAGUGAUUGCGGCAAGACAUUUGCCCAGAAAUUUGAACUUACUACACACCAGAGAAUUCAUACGGGAGAACGACCCUAUGAGUGUAAUGAAUGCGCAAAAACCUUCUUCAAGAAAUCCAACCUCAUUAUACAUCAGAAAAUUCACACAGGGGAGAAACGCUAUGAGUGCAGUGAAUGUGGGAAGUCCUUUAUCCAGAACUCACAACUCAUUAUACACAUGAGAACUCAUACCGGGGAGAAACCCUAUGAAUGUACUGAAUGUGGCAAGACAUUCAGCCAGAGGUCAACCCUUAGAUUACAUUUGCGAAUCCACACAGGAGAGAAACCAUACGAGUGUUCUGAAUGUGGGAAGGCCUUCAGCAGGAAAUCCCGGCUCAGUGUCCAUCAAAGAGUUCACUUAGGGGAAAAGCCCUGAGAAUGGAGCCAGCCAGGACUGUGGAAAACCCUUCCACCCCAACCCUUGACCAUGGGGGAGAAACCGCACAAAGGUGCUGAAGGAAUAUGGAAAUUCAUAGUGAGAUACAAUCCAUCACAUCAAAAACAUGUAAAAACAGGGUCCCCUCAGAACAGUGUUAUACCCAGUUAGAUACGAUGCCCAGCUAAAUACACAUCAGCGUAUAUCCAAUUGUAAAUAGACAUGCUUAGAUGUAUUACAGUGAGCUUUUUAAAAUCUUGAAUUACUCAAGAAUGAAAUGUUCUGGUCAGCAGCAUAAAGGAUCAAUACCUUAGGAAUUUAGUGGUUAUGUGUGAUCCUAUCUUAGAUCUACACAUGUAAAUUUAACAGUUACUGGGAGUUUGAAAUUCUUGUCCUCUGAGACAGUUGGGGCACGAAUAAGAUUUUCCACGCUAAACAUAGCGUGUUUUUCAAUACCUUUCCGAGCCAGUAUGCAUUCCACAUGAAAUAGGUAACAGUUUCCUUGGCAUAUGGCCUAUGUUUUCUUCUACUGCUCGCUGGCAUAGAGAGUCGGUCUGACCAUCGUUAUUCCGCUGCCUCUUCAAUAAACAGAAGACAAUGUUGAAGUUCUAACUUGUUUCUGGGGUUGCUAAUCACAUCAAUAUGUAAAUGAGCCAUAAUUAAGAGGGGAUUUUGAGAGUGCAAGAGCACUGUGGGCCGGCACUCCGUGCAUGCCCCAGCUGAAGAGGCCCUGUCUCUAGCGCACAGUUGUUUCGCAGUGGGCUGUUUGUUUACGUACAAAUGCAUGUCUUUCAACAUAGUGUA